CACAGCCAUUCGGUUCGGUCUAGUCUUCUCUUUUCUCUCUUGGUUUCUACGUCGUCUUUGGACAAUGGAGUCAGUCUUACUAGUCCUGUCGUAUCCUGUCUAAUGCGUGUCUGGUCUUUGUCCCCCGGCUCAGCGACCAAUGCACGAGGAUAUCCGAGAUGGGGAAUCUUGGUGACCUAUCGCCCCAGGGGAGUGUCGCGGUUGGGGUGGUUGUCGGGUUGAUCUCGACCAGUCUCCAGGCCAUCGGGCUGACCCUCCAACGCAAGUCGCAUAUCCUCGAGGACGAGAAACACCCGUACGAUAUACGUCGACCGCCUUAUAAACGUCGGAGAUGGCAGUUGGGGAUGCUGAUGUUCGUCAUUGCGAACAUCGUCGGCAGCACCAUCCAGAUAACUACUCUCCCGCUUCCGGUGCUUUCAACCCUUCAAGCAUCCGGGCUUGUUUUCAAUACCAUCUUUGCUACUUUGAUCCUGGGUGAAGCCUUCACCAGAUACUCUUUCAUCGGCACAGUCUUGGUCUGCAUCGGCGCGCUCCUGAUAGCUUUGUUUGGCGCCGUCGGGGAGCCAGCGCAUACUCUCGAUCAGCUUUUGGAGCUAUUGCAGCGUCGAAAUUUUAUACUUUGGAUGGCAGGGACGGCCGUAUUGGUGCUGGUCAUCUAUCUCGGCUCCCGCCUGCUGAAAUUCCUAGCUUCCCCAUCUCGUUCUAAAUACCCCAACCCACGCGGUUCAUAUAGGCCGCACUUGCAAAUUUCCCACGGACGUGUCCGACUGAUCCGCGGUCUAUGCUAUGGCAUGAUCAGCGGAAUCCUAUCGGCGCAUUCUCUUCUGCUCGCCAAAUCAGCCGUGGAGCUCCUUGUUCGGACGGUCGUGGAUCGCGUCAAUCAAUUCGAUCGCUGGCAGUCUUGGGUCAUUCUUCUCGCCAUGAUCGGCCUUGCCCUCUCUCAGCUAUUCUAUCUACAUCGGGGCCUGAAGCUAUGCAGCACCAGUGUCUUAUACCCAUUUGUCUUCUGCAUCUAUAACAUUAUCGCCAUCAUAGAUGGAUUAAUAUACUUCCGACAAAUGUCCCAGCUGGCAGGCUUCCAUGCUGGGCUGAUAUCGCUUGGAACAAUUGUCUUACUUGGAGGCGUCCUUUGCUUAUCAUGGCGCUUAGAGGUAAUAGACAGUCAUGCGGCUGUGACUGUUGUCGGACCGUCUCAGACUGGCCUGGGUCCUGGAAUGGCUGUUGUCGAGGAGCACGAAACCUCGCCCCUUAGCCUGGGAAGAGACGGUCACGAGGACUUGGAGCGUGAGCCCCUCUUACGCAGUGCUCAAAUCCCUCGGCGAAGUAUUCACAAGAGAGCACCCAGUCUGCCUCUACCUCAGUCCUCCUUGAGUCCACAGGACUCCACGGCAGAUCUCGAUCCAGCUUCCAUCUGGGCAGAGUUGGAUGACUCCGACUUUGACUAUGCCGCAGCCAUGAUGCGUUCCUCCAAGCGCAGUCGCACAUUUGGAGAUCCACCAUCGGCGCAAUCAAGAAGCAGGAUGAGAAGCAGUUUCCUGCGUGGACCUCGCCGCUCCAGCACCCUUUCAGUCAACCAAAAUACCUGGAACCCGCGCAGAUCCUCCCAAGCCGCACAUCAGGGACAUCGCAGCAAGCAACGGCGAACAUCAGCACCUGCUCCAGAGAACCGCAACCUCCUUUCGAAGCCCCAACCCUACACAACCGGCUACGGCACUCAGGACGACCGCUCAGACAACCUCGUAUCAGGGCAUCGUCGCCACGAAUCCCUCACCGACACAGAAUUACCAGCUGGGUACUCGAAUCUCCUCGCAGGUCCGAGGAGCACCCUCCGCGGAGCCUGGAGAAGCGGUAUUCAGUACCUCGCCCAAUGGACCGGUAGCAAUCGAGGAAGACGUCAAAGCUCAUCCAGUCCGGGCCCCGACCUCGAAGCCAGUCCCGACGGACGUACAGAAUGAAAUUAGAUUUACAUUCCGUCUCUUACUGCACCGCCAUUUCAUCACAGUCCAAUUUUACCCCAGACUCUUUUGAUCAUAUCCACUAGACCCACACAUUAAAU
This is a messenger RNA of Aspergillus costaricaensis CBS 115574, 2056 nucleotides long. Its product is annotated as DUF803 domain protein. Gene Ontology annotation, biological process: magnesium ion transport. The transcript has 4 exons. Gene Ontology annotation, cellular component: membrane. Gene Ontology annotation, molecular function: magnesium ion transmembrane transporter activity. Lineage: Eukaryota; Fungi; Ascomycota; Eurotiomycetes; Eurotiales; Aspergillaceae. The record is from RefSeq and is a predicted model, not a curated record. Bases 159 to 1955 code for a protein of 598 amino acids.